Messenger RNA from Procambarus clarkii (red swamp crayfish), 1200 nucleotides. RefSeq names its product zinc finger protein 70-like. The record is from RefSeq and is a predicted model, not a curated record. Gene Ontology annotation, biological process: regulation of gene expression. Gene Ontology annotation, cellular component: nucleus. NCBI's taxonomy places the organism in Eukaryota, Metazoa, Arthropoda, Malacostraca, Decapoda, Cambaridae.
AUGAAACAUCACGAGUGUCUAGAAUGUGGGAAAAUAUUCAAUCGUCUGGCUCAUUUGAAGCAACACAUGGUGAUGCAUACAGAUGAUAAACCUUUCGAGUGUGUUGAGUGCAUGAAAAAAUUUAGAUACCAAAGUAAUAUGUUGUAUCACAUGAAGGUGCAUACGGGAAAUAAACCCGACAAUCCUUUCGAGUGCCAAGAGUGUGGGAAAAGCUUUAGCCGCCGUAGCCAAAUAAUAAGUCACAUGUCAGUGCAUACAGGUGAUAAACCUCAUGAAUGUCCAGAAUGUGGGAAAACGUUCAGUCAUCCUGAAUAUAUGAAGAGACACAGGAUGGUGCAUACGACUGUUAAGCUUCAUGAAUGUCCAGAAUGUGGGAAAACAUUUAGUCGUCAUGAUCAUAUGAAGAAACACAUGGUGAUGCAUACAGUGGAUAAACAUCAUGAAUGUCCAGAAUGUGAAAAAACAUUCAGUCGUCCUGAAAGUAUGAAAAGACACAUGAGGGUGCAUACGAAGGAUAAACCUUACGAGUGCCCAGAAUGUGAGAAAACCUUCAGUCGUCUCGAAGGUAUGAAAAGACACAGGAUUGUGCAUACUGAUGUUAAACGUUUUGAGUGUGCGGAGUGUGGGAGAAGAUUCAAAGAUCGUGGCGGUGUAUUAAGUCACAUGAUAACGCAUGCGGAGGAUAAACUUCACGAAUGUCCCGAGUGUGGAAAAACAUUCAGUCGUCUAGAAAAUAUGAAACAACAUACGAUGGUGCAUACGGAUGAUAAACCUCACGAGUGUCCAGAAUGUGGGAAGGGAUUUAAAGAUCGACGCAAUAUGAUGAGACACAUGUUAGUACAUGUGGAUGCUAAACCUCAUGAAUGUCCAAAGUGUGGAAAAAGAUUUAGAUAUCAUCAUAAUGUGAAAAAACACAUGUUAGUGCAUACAGGUGAUAGACCUCAUGAAUGUCCUGAUUGUGGGAGAGGGUUCAGUCUACUUAAUAAUAUGAAGGCACACAGGGUUGUGCAUUCGGAUGAUAAACCUUAUGAGUGUCCAGAAUGUGGGAAAACAUUUAGACACCGUUACGGUAAAAUAAGUCACAUGUUAGUGCACACGGAUAAUAAACCUCAUGAAUGUCCGAAGUGUGGGAAAAGAUUUAAGCAUCGUACAAGUAUGAGAAAGCAUGUAUUAAUGCAUUCAGGUGAUGAACCUCACUAG